AUGCAUCUGUUCCACCGCAAGGAUCCAUCGGGAACCAAAUGCCCAGCUGCUGUACGACCCCAGAAGGCCAGCGAAGUGUCGGAAAGCGGUGUUCUAGGGUCUUCUAACCAACCCACUGAGGGCACAGCAACAGGGAAAAUUACGUCGAUAGCCCAAGGGAACCCUCACUAUGGAGAAGACGUGGACGAAAAGAUUGACAACACAGGUUGUUCAAAGGAGUACGGUAUUUUGCAGGAUUGUCUGGAUGAAACAGACAAGUAG
Eimeria necatrix is the source of this 261-nucleotide messenger RNA. RefSeq lists its product as hypothetical. The record is from RefSeq and is a predicted model, not a curated record. NCBI's taxonomy places the organism in Eukaryota, Apicomplexa, Conoidasida, Eucoccidiorida, Eimeriidae. The transcript has a single exon. Bases 1 to 261 code for a protein of 86 amino acids.